UUCCGGGUACCGCGGCAAUGUUUACAAUCUGCACAGCGGAUGGUUAAUGGUGAUUAUCGAGAAGUUUGGGUUUGUUUACAUCGUACGAUAAAGCUGCUUCAGGUUUUACCGCUAAGAUGGCAUCGCAAAUCUCCAUAACGGUAAAGAGCCAGCCCACAGCCGCCAGCCCCGCCGCCGUACGGGGGAAGAAACGUCCCGGCGGUACGGCGGUGUGUGGAGCUCCGCAGUCCGGAGGGAGCAGCAGCAAGAAGAAGAAAGCACCGCCGAGCAUCACACCAGCCACACAGACACAGGUGCCUGUCGUGGAGACUGUGGCUGAUGUGAAACCUGUGGGAAUAGUGGACAGUGGUCCAUUUCCACUCCCUGAGUCCACUGCAAAGCCUCCCCCCUUUAAAGACCCCACAUUUAUGCAUUCUGGGAUUGGAGGAGCGGCAGCAGGUAAAAAGAACAGGACUUGGAAGAACCUCAAACAGAUUUUAGCUUUGGAGCGGACUUUACCCUGGAAACUCAGCGACCCCAACUAUUACAACAUUGAUGCUCCUCCAUCUUUGAAACCAGCCAAAAAAUACUCUGACAUCUCUGGGCUCCCUGCAAACUACACUGACCCUCAGACAAAGCUACGCUUCACAUCUUCUGAGGAGUUUUCCUACAUUCGCCUGCUCCCCACAGAUGUCGUGACUGGCUACCUGGCCCUUCGAAAGGCCACCUGCAUCGUACCCUGACAGCUAAACAUGACUGGAAGCUUGAAACAUAAUGUAAAGCUGAACUGAUGUCAUGUCAGUGUACAGAACUGUCCGGCAAACCAGAGGACUGCAAGCACAGGCUGCUUACAGAGAGAAGCAGGACCGUUGGAGCUGAUGCGCUGGAUAUCAGUAUUAUUUGUAAUUCUAUUUAUAAUAAAGUCGAAAAUGUAAUGAAUGGAAUGUUUGCUUUUAUAAUCCGUGUACUACAUUAAAGAGCUAAAGAGGGAACAUUCAUGUUUAAUGUCUGUAGUAAAACAAUCCAUUUGAUUAUAGAUGUAGUUUUGAAGUAA
Sphaeramia orbicularis (orbiculate cardinalfish) is the source of this 1033-nucleotide messenger RNA. RefSeq names its product INO80 complex subunit C (gene ino80c). Bases 117 to 722 code for a protein of 201 amino acids. Gene Ontology annotation, cellular component: Ino80 complex. Lineage: Eukaryota; Metazoa; Chordata; Actinopteri; Kurtiformes; Apogonidae. The record is from RefSeq and is a predicted model, not a curated record. The transcript has 5 exons. Gene Ontology annotation, biological process: chromatin remodeling.